AUGGCUGAAAUUAUGAAUAUUUAUGCAUCAAUUAAGUUGCCUCCACUAUUGCUGCAAUCAUUUUCUAUCAAUAAUAACAAAGCCAAAUGUAUGAAAUGUAAUAUUUCAUGUGCACCUGAAGAGGAAGAUAUUCUUUUCCAUCUUUCCGUCUGUAAUGGGACCCUUAUUGAAGAAAAUAUUCAAACACUAUUUAAAUUCAAUUGCUUGAAGUGUAAUUUUUCAACUCAUGUUAUUGAUCAAUGGAAGUGUCAUUUAUUCAAACUUGAUCAUAUUUCCAAAAAUGUUGAUUUGAAUGUAUUAAAUUUAUCAUACGGUUGCAAAUUGUGCAAUACUCAUUUUUACGGUGAUAGAGAUAGUAUACUAAAACAUCAUUGCAAACCUCAAUUCAUUCCAUGUAUAUCAUAUUUAAUGGCUUCCGUUUAUGAGAAAUACAAUGUUCAGGAUAAACAGACCAUGCUUCAUUAUUGUACGGAAUGCUCAUUAUUCACUGAUAAUUUAACAGAAUUGCACAAGAAGAAACAUUGUGAAGUUGCUGACACUUCUGUAUGCCAUUCAUGUCAGAUAACAUUUUAUAGUGCUACUAAUGAGGAAUUUUUAAACCACAAAUUGUCAUUUGAACAUAUGGUUCUGUGGUAUUUAAACGGUGCUCGGAGUGUACCAAAAAUGUCAUCUACAAUGUUUCAAAACUUGCCAUACUACAUAACAAAAUAUUUUGUUAUUAGUCCAUUGUUGGAAAAAUUUUGUUGUAUUGUGUGUAAUACAAAAAACAUACUAACAUAUGAAUGUAUUUAUGAUCAUUUUUACAAAUGUAUUUCUUCCAAAGAAAUUUCUGAUGUCAAUGGUUGCAUUCCGUUGCUAAGUCUGAAUUGUAAUUUGUGCAAUUAUUCAUGUUUUGCAGUUGAUGACAUGUACAAAUGUUGGGUGGACCAUGUAAUCAGUUUUGAUCAUUUGAGUAAAACAGUGGUAGAAAAAAAAAACAAACAGAAAUUGUUUUCAUAUUACUGCUAUGUAAGUGAAACUGUAUUUUAUGGUUCUGAUUCUUUUAUUACAAACUUAAUAAUGAAAACGAAUAAUGAUAUCGGACGUUUGUUAUUUAUACCAGAUUUAAUGGCUACAGUGUACAAACAUGUGACAGAUGCACAUUUCAGCUGUAAUAUUUUAUUUUGUUGUGGAAUUUGUCAACAUCAUUCAUUCAAACAGUUUAAUUGUGUACAUAAAAAUAAUGAUUCAAAUCAAUCACUUUAUUGUUUCACUUGUUUAGUAGUAUUCAAUGUCAGAUCUGACUUCUAUGAACAUCUUGUUAGUAGUGAGCAUAUUAUUUUGAAAUUUUUUAAAUCUAAGCAAUUAGCCGAUCUUAAAAUUCUUGAUCAUAGCAUGGAAACAAUGAAAAUAUAUUUAACUAAUUUAAGUAAAAGUGACGAUGAUGAUGAUGAUAAUGAUGAUGAUGAUAAUGAUGAUGAUGAUGAUGAUGAUGAUGAUGAUGAUGAUGAUGAUGAUGAUGAUGAUGACGCUGACAACUCUCAAGAGAUCAUGUAUCAGGACAAUAAUGAAAUGAUUAUUUCCACACAAAACCUAACAUCCUGUGAUCCAAAAGAAAACUUUAUUACAAAAUUAAUAGAAAAACUAUCUGCACAGCCAAUAAAGUCUGCAUUUAACAAUUACAUAAGAAAGAAUUUUGAAUUAUUUAUCCGAGAGCUGCAAACAGGUAAUGAUAUUGACAUAUCAAUGGUGUUUUACUGUGAAAUUUGUAAUAUAGUUCUCUGUAAUCGUGAUGUUUGGAUUGAACACGACAAAGAGUUUCAUAACAAAGAUAUGGGCUUAAGGGUAUUAUUCUGUAAUAUUUGUUGCAUUUACCUCGUGAGUGAUCAAAUUAAUACUAUUGAUCAGCAUUUAAUGACUAUGGAACAUGGAAUAAUGGAAGAAUUUCAAAAUCAGUUCAAAUCUUUAACAAAUAACAUCAAUAAUUGUAAUAACAACUCUAAUCUCACCAAUGAUCACAAGGAUUCUGAUUUCAAUGUUGAAAUUAAAAAAAUCAAAAAUUUAAAUGAAUAUAAUAUGAAGAACAAAACUAUUUAUAUAGAAAUUAAAAACUUGAAUAGUAAUUUAAAAAAUAAUAAUUAUAUUGUAUUAAACAAAAUAAUUCAAGAACGAUAUGGUAAAUUUAAACUGGUCGAAAAUGUAAACAAUGCAUUUGUGAUUCUUUUCGAAAAUAAAUCCCAAGUUAAACGUAUGCGUGAGGAUACUAAAGAAUUGGAAAACCAGUAUGGCUUUACAAUACAAAUUAUAGGAAAUCAUACAGAAAAAGUAUUAUCAUUGGAAACAAUAGAUUUAUUUAAAGAUUGGGGCUUGUUGUGUGCAAGAGUUCUCAGUGAUUUAGAAUUGAUGAAUUUGUCAUUAACCAGUAAAGAAAUACAAUCCCGUGUUCAACAAUUGUGUGACUCAAUAUGUAGCUUUCAAAUUGGUACAUAUUCAAAUAAGAUUCACAUUUUUGGUUCUCGAGCUUAUGGUCUAGCAACAGAUACAACUGAUAUAGAUAUAUAUAUGGAAAUCGAUGACACGUUUGACGGAAUAAUAGCAAAUAAUGAGGAAAUUCAAGUGGAAUUUGUACAACAAUUUACCAAACAUUGUCAAUUGAAACCCAAAGUCUUUCAAAAUGUGAAAUCAAUCUGUAAUUGCCGUGUGCCUAUUGUUACAUUUUAUCACGUACCAUCAAAGUUCAUAUGCGAUGUGUCCUUUAAAAGUGGUCUUAGCACGUAUAACACUAAACUAAUCAAAUUUUAUUUGUCGACAAACAUUACUGUGAAGUGGCUGGUCUGUGUUAUUGUUAAGAUUUGGGCUCUCCAAAAUGGUUUAAAAGACAAGAACUUGUUCACCAGCUAUGCCUUGGUAUGGCUGGUACUGUUUUAUUUGAUGACGGAAAAAGUGGUUCCAUCGUUGAUCGAACUCAGGCAAACUGCUACUAAAGCUGAUCAUAAAGUCAUUGAAGAAUGGGACUGUACGUUCGGAAAAUGUUCGUUCUAUAUCAGUGAAGAUAAACGCCCAAAACUUUUAAUGGGUUUUUUUCAAUUCUAUGCCAAUAAGAAAGCGUUAAAGGACAAUGUACUGUCUACUAGCACUGGUCGGUUAAUAAAAAAGCAUGCAUUUUAUGAAAAGUUCAGCCAGUUGCCUGGACUAAGUAAAAUACAGAGAACAAAGUUUAAAAACUUUAAAGCCAAAGUUGAUUCAAAUUUUGAAAAAAAUUACGGACUGGUUUUGCAGGAUCCAUUUGAACUGUCAUUCAAUCUAACCAGGAAUUUACACAAUCAAGCUUUGACAGACUUUUGUGAUCUGUGUCAUCAAAGUUCAACCCUUUUGAUUAAUAUGAAGGGUUACAAUAUGUUUUCUAAUACUUAA
Macrosiphum euphorbiae (potato aphid) is the source of this 3393-nucleotide messenger RNA. Lineage: Eukaryota; Metazoa; Arthropoda; Insecta; Hemiptera; Aphididae. The record is from the annotation of a GenBank genome assembly.